Messenger RNA from Cotesia congregata, 453 nucleotides. The record is from the annotation of a GenBank genome assembly. NCBI's taxonomy places the organism in Eukaryota, Metazoa, Arthropoda, Insecta, Hymenoptera, Braconidae.
AUGGGUAAUUGUAAAUUCAUCUGGGAAAUAAACUUCACCGAGUGUGUAUGUGUGAGUGCGUGUGUCUUAAGUGGAAGAGAACAGCAGAAACCGGAUUUCCGGGUCUUCCUCCAACAAUUUCACACUUCCGUGGCGAUUAAUCACUCCUGCAAUGUGACCGUAUUACAGGGUUCCAAAGGCGACACAGGUGCCCCAGGCGAAACCGUGAGCCGUAAAGGUGACAAAGGGAUCAAAGGUGACCAAGGAGUACCUGGACUAGACGCCCCCUGUCCUCUCGGAGCCGAUGGACUCCCUCUUGCAGGGUGUGGUUGGAGAGCACCUCAGCAGGACAUCGUGAGUACAAUGAGCCCAGCUCACGAAGGACCCGAGCCCGCAGAAACUGACUACGACGAACCCGAAGACGAGUACGAGGAAGAAUACACCGAUCCCAGUGGGAAUUUAGCCGAAAAAUAA